ACGGUGACGCAGGCAGGUUGUGUUCGGCGCCCCGGGCAGGCAAGCCACGCGGGAGGACGUAGAGAACCAGGAAAAACACUGCGAGAUUCGACCGCCACUCCUCGGUGCAUCGCGGCGCUAGAAACAUGGGACUGGAUAAAAGCGGCAUUAACAGAUGCGUGAGUGUCUGUCUGGUCGCCCUUUUGGCCGUGUUCGGUGUGCUGGUGAUACUACAGCUGUCUGCGACCCUUCUUGGCCCCCCCAGCAGCGUAUGCACCAAGCAAGUAUGCUUGGCCAAAUUCAUGGAGGGGCCGCCGGCGUUCAACAACAAGGCAAUGGCUAACUACCUGCAGUCCAACUACUUCACGCCCCCUGCCUCCGUUGAGUACCGCCUCUCAGGCCAAGACGGCAUGACCCAGACCGUCAAGGAACUGGUGGCGUUCAUCAAAACGCACUUCAAAGACAAGAGGGGCGGGGUGUUCCUGGAGCUCGGGACGGGUGACGGCGAAUACCGCUCCAUCACUCUGCCCCUCGAGAGGGACUUAGGGUGGUCUGGUCUCUUAGUGGAACCCCAUCCAGGUCUUUAUAAGAAGUUGCUGAAGAAGGCGCGCAAAGCGUCAGCUGCUCGUCUGUGUGUGUCACCUUACUCCUAUCCCGCUAAGAUGAAAUUGGCCUACCCGAAGGUGAUGGAGGACGCUACCGAGGAGGAGGCGGUGGCUGAGAUGGGCAAGACCAAACUAGAGGUUCUGUGGGACAAGGUAACGUUAGCGAAGAAUACGCAUGAGGUGGUGGAGGUUCAGUGCGUGCCGCUCGAGAACCUCAUCUACGCUGGCGGCCUCACCUCCACCAUUGACCUGAUGGUGCUGGACAUGAGUGGCACAGACCUGGACCUUCUCCUCAACACCAAGCUUGACGAAGUGCCGGAGAUUGAGAUGCUCGUGGUGUCGGCCAACGGAGGGGAUAUCAGCAAUGACAUCGCCGGCUACUUUCUGGAGCGAAACAUGGUGAUGAAAAGAGUGUUCGGUACCAAUCCACAAGAUGCCAUUUACGUGCUCACCAAGUUUGACGCACGCAAGGACAUGUAGUGUGUGUGUGUGUGUGUGUGUGUGUGUGUGUGUGUGUGUGUGUGUGUGUGUGUGUGUGUGUGUGUGUGUGUGUGUGUGUGUGUGUGUGUGUGAAAGUAGUAAUCAUAUUCUUCAUUGUAGCGACUAAUGAGGGCAUAGCGACACGGUGACAGAUAGAAACAUACAUUCACACACACACACACACACACACACACACACACACACACACACACACACACACACACACACACACACACA
Messenger RNA from Portunus trituberculatus (swimming crab), 1301 nucleotides. RefSeq lists its product as uncharacterized. The record is from RefSeq and is a predicted model, not a curated record. The transcript is spliced from 7 exons. Lineage: Eukaryota; Metazoa; Arthropoda; Malacostraca; Decapoda; Portunidae. Bases 126 to 1064 code for a protein of 312 amino acids.